Messenger RNA from Daucus carota subsp. sativus, 3483 nucleotides. RefSeq lists its product as uncharacterized. The record is from RefSeq and is a predicted model, not a curated record. The transcript has 6 exons. Lineage: Eukaryota; Viridiplantae; Streptophyta; Magnoliopsida; Apiales; Apiaceae. Bases 170 to 3172 code for a protein of 1000 amino acids.
UGGCCUGAAAUUGAGGAUUAGAGUAUAAGCACAAGUAAAACCAGGACUCCUAUAUUAGUCUAGUACUUAAUACUCUGGCAAUCACAUUGAGCUGAAGCUGUAUCCAGAAAGUUACAUCUACUAGCAUGUGUCAUGUGUGUAUCAUCAUCAUGGAUUUGAGUAGUUGAACAUGGGAAAUGAGAUGGGAAACAAUAACGUAUCAGGGUUGCAAGAAGAAGAGAAGGCAAGAACUGAAGAAGAUCAAGGGAAGUUUUUGCAGGACGACAAUCAUGCAGAUGAACUCAAGGGAGAAAAUGGUACAAAACCAGAGGCUCAAGAAAAAGAUCUUCAUGGAAAUGUUUCUGUGGAGGACACUAAAGGAGAAGACAAUACAUAUCUAAUAGGGGAAAGUACAAAUUUUCAUGGAGUACUUAGUCCUUCUAAGACCCCUUUGGAAGAUUUGGCGGUUGAAAAACCAUUGGAGGGAAAUGAGACUUCAAAUGGAAAUGAAGAACAUGAUACAGAGUUCAAGCCUGUUUUUGUGCCUGUGGAAAUUCCACCGGAUUCAAAUGAUGCUGAUCUUAGGAGUGAAGACCAAGAGUUUGUUUCUUCUGAAAUAGCUGAUUUUUUGGAGAAGACAAACUUGGAUGAUAAUUUGCUAACAGCUGAGCAUGGUAGUAAGAAAGAAAUGCUGAUUGAAGGAGAAGAUAUUGAGGCAAAGAAUCAAAUCAUAGACUCAAAAGCUGGAUCAGGCGAAUGGGAUCCAAAUUCUGAUCAACAGGAAGUUGUUCAAUCUGAACAAGUGGCAGAGGGCAUCACUAUACCAGAGUCAGAGAAUGGUCACUUUGCAAGCAACAAAGUUACUGACGAUAUGUAUCUGUGUGUUAAACUGGAGAAUGGAGAUCAAAAUGUAGCCACUAUAAUGGACACGUCGCUAGUGAAAGCCAAGGGAGAUGAAGAUGAGUUUCAGACGCUACCUUGCAAAGAUAAAAUUGAUGUUAUUAAUCCUGACGAGAUUAAUUCUCAAAAUGAGCAUAAUGUUGACCAGUCACCGUUAAACGCAUUGCAACCACCACACGAGGCACAUGAGUCAACAGCAGAAGCUUCAUAUCAACAACAAGAGGCCUUGAAUUUACCAGUAGAAGGGUCAGAUGCACCAAUAGACACCAUGAACUCCCCACUGGAGACCUUACAGCCACCACUAGAGGCCUUGGAAUUACCACAAGAAGCAUCACAUCCUCAACCACUGGCCUUACCACUACUAAUGAAAGCCUCAGACUCGCCACUAGAAGAGUCAGAGGCACCACUAGAUGCCUUAAACCCAACAAUCAAGACCUUAGAGAUACCGCUAGAGGCCUCGGAAUCACCACUAGAAGCUUCAGAUCCGGAACCACUGGCCUUGGUGUUACUAGUAAAACCCUCAGAUCCACUGCUAGAAGCAUCAAACUUGCCAUCAGAGGCCUCAGAACCACCAAGAGAGACCUCAGAGUCAUCAGAAGCCUUGGAGCCUCCAGAAGAGGCCGUAGAAUCAAGACUAGAGAUUCAAAUAGAAGGCUCAAAGUUGCCACUUGAAACUAUGGCCACUCCAUUAGAAGCCUCAGACACACAUCUGGAAGCUUUUCCACAGGCCAGUUUGAUAAACUCUUCUCAAGAAGUUUAUGAACCGAAUAACAAAACAGUAAAUGUUACAGAAGCUAUACUGAUAACUAGUGAGAGGCAAAAUGAAGAAACCAAACUUGCUAACAACCAAGCCCAAAUUUCUGAAGAGAAUGACCAGAAGUUUGAGACUAUUGAGUCCGAGACAUCUCAAUCUGAACAAAUGUGUUUUGGGUCUGAUUGCGCUGGAUAUGAUAGUGGGAAUGCACUUGUUUCAAGUGUUGAGAAGGCUUGUGUACUCAUUGAAUCUGAUGUGCACAAUGACGAGCCUCAAGUUGCUCUUCAUAAUCAGACCCUUAAACCAUGUCUCAAAGAACAAGCGGCGAUGGAGGAAAGCAUGCCUCUCCCUGAAGAUAGCAUAAUAGGGAGCGAGGUAGAAAGUAAAGAAAACCAAGGUGAUCAUUCUAAAACUGAGUUUUGUGAUCAGGAAUUGAAAGAUUUAAAAACAGAUGACUCUCUUGCUUCUGAAUUAGAGUUUCUAGCUACUGAGACUGAUUCUAAGAAGAGUGCAGAACAAAGCAUGCAUGAGGCUAAUUUUACUAAUGGCAUUAGGGAGAAUUGUCAGCUUGAGGACCUUGAUGGAAAAUGUAGUGAUUAUCAAGUUACUUCUGCUGAUAAGAGCCUGCAGCUAAUAUCCAGUGAAGUUGGUGAUAUAAUGUCUGAAAUCAAAGCAGUCUCAACUGAAUCAAAUGCAACAGAGUACAAGCAUCAUGAAGAACUACCAAGAGAAGAGACUGGUGACGAAGAAAAAGAAUCUAUAGGAAAGUCUAUGUCACCUACCCAGGAUUUGCCCCCAUAUUAUCCUGAUUCUGAAGCUCUUGAAGACAAAAAUGAGUUGAUAGUAGACUCAAAAUCUGAGAUUUCUAUCACUGGGGAAAGUUUUCAUGCAAGCCCAAUUGUUGCAAUUAUGCAAACUAUGACGCCAACUCCUGAACAAGACGCUGAGCAGAAUAUUCAAGAAACUUCAGUGAUGGCAGAAACAUCAUUACUAUUUGAUGAGAAAAAUAUGGGUCAAGUAACAGUUGAAAAGCUCAUGACAGAACCAAGUUUAGAUAAUGCAAGUAACCAUGUUGAGUUCAGAAAGUCCCCAAGCUUCCAUUUUAAUCUCUCAGAUGAAUCAAAGUGCGAAGAAUCUGAUCAGACUCCACUACUAAGCAAUGACAGUAGUACAGGCAGAAGCUUGAAAACUCGAGAUGAAGCCAUGAUGCAUAAGCACAACGCGCAAAGUGGUCACAAUGCAGCUGAAGAUGAGGUUGCAUUAGUUGAAGAGAAGACAAUAAGGAUGGAAAGAAGCGACUCUGAGAGGCCAAGUGCUCCAUUUCUAAGUUUCUUACAAAAACAAGAGAGUGCAGAAAUUGUGGUUCCACCAGAAGAAGAGGAGAAGAGGGGUGCAAAUAGAAAGACAAAGAAGGAUCCCUGGACAGUGAUACACAAGACUUUUGCUUUAACUUCACCGCGAGAGAGUAAUGGGAAACGCAAGGCUAAGUCUUCUUCAAUCUUUUCUACUUGCAUUUGCUGUGCAAGUAAAAUCACAUGAAAGACUUGUGGUUUGGAAUAUGUGUUUGGGGUUUGGUUCUUGUGAAUUCUGUGGUUUGGUUUUGUGUUUGAUGAGGGGAGAUGGGGUGGUAGAGUAGCAGAUUGAGCAGUUCCGGAAAAGAGUCUGAUGCUUGUUACCAGUUAAGAUUAUUCAUGUUUGUAUUCAGUUUGGUCUAUGAUUUUGGUCCCCGUACUGUAAUCUUAUGUUUUCCAAGAAAUUGCUACGAGAGAAAAUUUGUAAUUCGUGAUUCAAGAAGUGCUGAUUCUUUACUGUAUACAGACGAAAUUGAAAUUUUUUUGGCGCCUCAGUAA